GUCAAUAAGCCGGCAGUGGAUCGACCGCGCAUGAACGGCCUGCGCUCCUCUGCGCUCCUCUGCUCUGCGCCCGAUCUCUCGUCUUCUCUUCUCUUCUCCUCUCUCGUCUUCUGCUCUUUAGCGCUCGGAGCUGCGGCUGCGGUACAUCGAUCAGUCGUGGAUUUCAGGCGCCGACGCGCUGACAACGAUUAUGGCUGCUCGCCGAGUGAACUGCUUGCUGGCCGCUGUGGCCGCUUGCCUUUUCCUGUCCUGCAUUCUUCUUGCAGUGCAAGCCAAGGCUGAUAAGGAGGUGAAAGAACUACAGAUAGGAGUGAAGUUCAAGCCAAAGACAUGUGAUGUGAAAGCACACAAGGGCGACAAGGUUAGCGUUCAUUACAGGGGGGCUCUUACCGAUGGGACAGUUUUUGAUGAAAGUUAUGGGAGGGGAGAGCCAAUUGAUUUCGAGCUAGGUGCUGGCCGAGUCAUCAAAGGAUGGGACCAAGGCUUGUUGGGUAUGUGUUUGGGAGAGAAGCGCAAGCUGAAAAUUCCAUCGAAACUCGGCUACGGAGACAAUGGUUCCCCACCCAAGAUACCAGGUGGUGCAACCCUCGUGUUUGAUACAGAGCUUGUUGGCGUGAAUGGGAAGAAGUAUACAAGUGGCACGGACGAAUUGUAGACUGCAAUCUGAGUCAGCCUGUAUCAUGGAAAAGAUCCAAGCUUUAUGGGUUCAGGAAGGGACCUAAGCCCUAAACUGUACCUACAUGAGUGACAAAUGCAUGAGAAGCUUAGACCAUAGAUAGUAGAGAGCUUUCUUGCAGAAGACACGUGGGUUUGGAGAAUCAGAACCUGUGCUGGCCAAACUUGGUAGAAGACAGUUGGCACAGGAAGUAGGCACACUAAGCUGAGAAUCUACAUUGUAUUUCCGGUGAACGAUUUUGGUCAAAUUAUAAAUUUGUAUCUGAGGGUACUUCAAUGUUGGGAAG
Molecule: messenger RNA, 962 nt
Organism: Marchantia polymorpha subsp. ruderalis
Lineage: Eukaryota; Viridiplantae; Streptophyta; Marchantiopsida; Marchantiales; Marchantiaceae
Source: the annotation of a GenBank genome assembly